CUGGCUGGCGGACCGGGUUGGGAGUGAAGCGCGCGGGGCUCGGAGGCGCCGGUGGGGGCCUGUGCGCACCAAGAGGCAGCGGGGGACGUGGCCAGCCGCCGCCCUGCCAGAAAGUUUCCUGGAAGUUUGCUGGGCGCCGUCGCAAGGCCACCUGCAGGACCAUGAACGUGUUCCGAAUCCUCGGCGACGUGAGCCACCUCCUGGCCAUGAUCUUGCUCCUGGGGAAGAUCUGGAGGUCCAAGUGCUGCACGGGCAUCUCUGGGAAGAGCCAGAUCCUUUUCGCUCUCGUCUUCACCACCAGGUACCUGGACCUCUUUACCAACUUCAUCUCCAUCUACAACACAGUAAUGAAGGUGGUUUUUCUCCUCUGUGCCUAUGUCACUGUCUACAUGAUCUAUGGGAAAUUUCGGAAAACAUUUGACAGUGAGAAUGACACAUUCCGCGUGGAGUUUCUCCUGGUCCCAGUCAUUGGCCUCUCCUUCCUUGAAAACUACAGUUUCACUCCCCUGGAGAUCCUCUGGACUUUCUCUAUCUACCUGGAAUCGGUGGCCAUCCUGCCUCAGCUCUUCAUGAUCAGCAAGACUGGUGAGGCCGAGACCAUUACUACUCACUACCUGUUCUUUCUGGGUCUGUACCGGGCACUCUACCUGGCUAACUGGAUCAGGCGGUACCAGACGGAGAAUUUCUAUGACCAAAUCGCAGUAGUGUCUGGAGUGGUACAAACCAUCUUCUACUGUGACUUCUUCUACUUGUAUGUGACCAAAGUCCUUAAAGGAAAGAAGUUAAGUCUUCCAGUGCCAAUUUGAGGGCUUUGAGAUGUUCUACACCUUAAGGGCAUGGAAUACACCAUUUCAAAUGUUCCUCUUGAUGACUUAUCCACGAUUGGGCUCAAAUGUUACAAUUAAAGCCAGAAAAAGCUAAAUAUGGACUUCAGCUGACCACUGAUCUUUCUCUCUAGAAGACUGUCUCAUCAAUAGGAGCUCCCUGAUAAGCCUAUUAGAGAGGUAAUGAAGCUAGGCCGAUUACACAAGUAUGCUGCCUCAAAAUAUCAACAGCAAGAAGGCUUAAGGUGCCCAAUAUAUAUUGCUCUAAAAGCCCUAGUGCAAGACUCAUGCUCUUUAAGAAACAGUCACUCCAAUCUGGAAAGAUGGCCCAGUGUGUAAGGAGAAUGCCCCAACUGAAGCUGGCAGCCCAAACAUUAGGAGCAUACUGCUCUGGGAAUUUUCACUUUCCAGGUAUGAAAGCAAACCUAGGGAGUGUCAAGACACAAAGGUGAUAAUCUACAGGUGUGAAAUACCAGUUCACUUCCACCCUGCCUUUAGUAGUAAACCAGAUCCACCUGCUUUAAUGGGAGGCAAGUAGUUUCACAUGCCUCAACUUUAAAAGGGUCUUUUUACUGUGGUUCACACCAAGUGCUACACUAGCCCUGCACCCACUCCUUAAAUCCCAGUAUAACCCUACCUUAAAUCCCAGUAUAACCCUAGGUAGCUACCAUUAGCAUUAUCACUUGUUUACUGACGAGGAAACAUAACCCAAGCCCUUAACUACUAGGCAUACAUAAAGACCAAUCAAUUUCACUGUCCUUUUCAGAGUUUCGGUGCGAACC
Molecule: messenger RNA, 1606 nt
Organism: Trichechus manatus latirostris (Florida manatee)
Lineage: Eukaryota; Metazoa; Chordata; Mammalia; Sirenia; Trichechidae
Gene: KDELR3
Product: KDEL endoplasmic reticulum protein retention receptor 3
Exons: 5
Coding region: 162-806 (214 amino acids)
Biological process (GO): endoplasmic reticulum to Golgi vesicle-mediated transport; protein retention in ER lumen
Cellular component (GO): cis-Golgi network; endoplasmic reticulum; membrane
Molecular function (GO): ER lumen protein retrieval receptor activity
Source: RefSeq, a predicted model, not a curated record